CCACUCUCGAGAGGAGUCCAACGACGCAGCGGAACAUCACAUCGGCAAAGUCCAGAGCGGUUUCUGGAGGCUGCAAUGGAGCCGUGGGGAAGUCACCCCAUGGCGCACUCCCAGCUGCCUUGCCCUCUCUUCCUCCUCUGCUCCUUCGUGAUGCUGCCCUCGGUGCUGCUGCAGGAGGUGCCAAUGCCUGGGGGUCCUAUUCCUGUACCCGUCACAACUGAGGAGGUCAAAAAAGCUGCCGCCUUGCUGGAACAAUUCAACAAGCGCAGCAAUAAUGCCAACUAUUUCAAGGAGCUGCGUAUUGUGAAGGCACGAUCCCAGGUGGUUGCAGGAUGGAAAUACUAUCUUAUGGUGGAAGUGGGGCAAACGGUGUGUGGAAAGAGCAGUGGGCCACUGUCAUUCAGCGAUAUCCAGAAAUGUGAUCCCUUCUCCGGGAUCAGCAGGAGAAACUAACCUGUAACUUUGACAUCUGGUCCUGUCCUUGGAUGUUAAGCAUGAGCUGUUCCAGAUUACUGGAUGGCUGAGGUGGACCUCGUGUGCCGAGACCAACAUGGGCAAAUGAUCCUAAGUGUGUCCAGCUGCCAAGGAACCCCUUGGGUGCAGCUUGGUUUCUUCCAAACAAGAUCCCAUGUAUAGCCAUUCGCAAAUCGUGAAUGAAAUGGUUUGUUGACAUCCAAAUUCACCUUUUCUGACUUUCUGAAAUUGUUCCAUGACAUACAUGGGGGCCUUUUCUUGCUCCUCAAUUCCAUCCUCACCUUCGAGAAGGCAAAAAUCAAUAUUCUGUUAAUUCCGUUAGUCUUAAUAAAGCUGUCAUC
Molecule: messenger RNA, 815 nt
Organism: Pseudonaja textilis
Lineage: Eukaryota; Metazoa; Chordata; Lepidosauria; Squamata; Elapidae
Source: RefSeq, a predicted model, not a curated record